AUGGCAUAAAAAGAACAUAAUGAGUUUGAUAAAAAUUCAAUUGAUGAUGAAACAGAUUUUGUACUUGAUAAAUUUGCAGAAGGCUAUCGAUUAGUAGAAAUAAAAGGAAUUGUAAAAAAUUACAUAGAAGCACGAUACUAAUAAACCUUUAUAGCUAUCAGCAACAAUGACUAUAAAGUGUCUUAUUAUAUUUACAAAAAAUUAGAAAAAGUAUUAAUAAAAGCACUAAAGAAUUUCAAUUAAGAGCCUGAUUUACUAACUGAAUAUUCUAAAGUUAUGGUACGACACUUGUUUAUAAUAGCUUUAUUUAUUAGAUAUCAAUUAAACAGUUUCAUCAAAUGAAAAGUUAAUGAUUCUUAAAUUGCCAACUGAAGUUUAGGUUUAUCCAAAAAUAGAAGAUAUCGAUUUCUAUUAUUAUCUUCUAAAGUAUACUAUAUAGACUUUAAAUAAUAUUGGAGUAAUUUUGAUGAGAAGAAAAAAAAUUAGAGAGGCAGAAAGUUAUUUAAUGAGAGCAUUGGCAGCUAGAAGUUAUGUACUAGAGACUAAUGUUUCUUAAUUUUAAAUGGGAGUAUUAUUGGAGAAUUUGGGUUUUGUUUUUUUAAAUAAAGGAGAUAAAUAAGAUGCUAAAUAAUUUAUUACAAAAGCAUUAUUAAUAUUUGAAUAAUUAUCAUAAUCACAAUAUGAGAAUGUUGAAGUUAGUAUAAACUAUAAACAUAUGCUAAAUUUGGUUGAGUAUUUAUUUCUAAUACAUUUAGAAUUCUAUAUAACUAGAAUGAGGAAUAAAUAUUAUCAUAACCAAGAGAAAUUUAAAAAGAAAGAAUGGUACAUUUACUUGCUAUAACAUAUAAUUAUUAUGGGGAAGUUUUUUAAUCAUUAAAUAUGCAAGAUUAAUAGAAAUUUUGUUAAGAAUAAUUUUAAUUUUUAUGCAAUUUAAUGUAAAAAUUGAAUCCAAGAAUUGAAACAAGAAAGAAAAAGAUUGAAAAUCCUUAACCUUAAAUUAAAUAAGAAGUAGAUAAAUAAACAUUGGAAAUAGCUAAACAUAAAAUGAAUUAAGUUUAAGUAAAAGUGGAGAAAGUAGAUUUGAAAGUUAAUUAAGAUAAUUUUUAAAAAGAAAAGGAAUAACUUCCUUCACAAGUUACAUUAGAUUAGGUUCUCUAUUAAACUUAUAUGUAUAAUUAUUAUUAUUAUAUUAGAUUAAUUCGAGCUUAAAGAUUCAAAGUUAUCAUUUUAUAAUUAGAAUUUUUUAUUUAGAUAAUUGUCUUUUCCAAACCUCUUAAUCUUGAAAAAAGUUUAUAUAUUGUUGAGAGUGAUCUAACAGAAUAUCAAAAAAAAAUAUAUCCUGAUUCAUAAAAUUCAAGUGAUUAACUAUGUGAAUUUUUUAAGAAGUAAAUUAUUUUUGUAUUUAAGAUUAAUUAAAUUGCUUUAUUUUUAAGAUAAUCAACUUCACAUCAAAGAAAUAAGACAUUUCUAAUCCAUAGAAGAAUUUAAUAAAUUCAUAUGA
Messenger RNA from Paramecium pentaurelia, 1501 nucleotides. The record is from the annotation of a GenBank genome assembly. NCBI's taxonomy places the organism in Eukaryota, Ciliophora, Oligohymenophorea, Peniculida, Parameciidae.